Polychytrium aggregatum is the source of this 906-nucleotide messenger RNA. RefSeq lists its product as uncharacterized. The coding region runs from base 1 to 906 and encodes 301 amino acids. The transcript is spliced from 4 exons. Lineage: Eukaryota; Fungi; Chytridiomycota; Chytridiomycetes; Polychytriales. The record is from RefSeq and is a predicted model, not a curated record.
AUGACCACCCCUCGCCACUCUCUCACCCAGCUCGAGGAGCACCAGCGCCCAUCCGUCGCCGAGCGUCUCGCUCAAGCCGCUGAGCGCCGCCGCACCCUCGAGAUGGAGCGCGAGGCUAGACUGAAGCAGGACCUCUCGCACCACGACAGCAAAGUGUCGCUCCGCGAGUCGUCCACAUCCCUCCCAGACGAACGAGCGUCCCAGGUCAAGCUGAAUAGCCCUGAGCGCAUCAAAGCCGUGCUCGAGAGAAAACAGACCCUUGAGGAACAGGCCCUCGAGCACGCCGAGCGGCUCGCCGAAAAGACACGCACUCGCAUUGAGGAAGCCGGCCAGCGCCAUGAUCGCGCCGUCCAGGAAAAGGCCGAAGUCGCCCACCAAGCAAACCAGGAAAUCGAAGACGUGAUCCGGAGAGCCUCGACUGCCCGUCUCACCGAGUCUAUCGCCAAGCCAAGGGCCAGCAUUCCCACUGCACCUCCUCAAUCCCCCGAUCUUGAUGGCCGUCGAACUUCGCUGGUUCAUACCGAGGCCGUCCAAGCAAGAAAGAGUGAGAUCGACGCCAUCAGCCAGGCCGAUAUUGCGCUACAAAUGCACAAACUCGAGAACAAGGCUGUAUCGGCCAGCGAUCUGCAUGGAUCCAGCAUCGAGCACAUCCGAAGCAACGCCCACAAGGCUAUCGAGUCGGUCGAAAUGGGCCAUACCCGCCACCUGCUGCGGGAGAAGAUCAGAGAGUCUCAGAUCCUCCAGCAGGCCCACGAGACCGAUCUCAAGAUCGAGCGUGCCCAAGCCAUGAAGCGAGACUCGAUUGAAAGGAUCAAGGAGAAGCAAGCACAGCUCCAACGCUCCAGCGUCACGCGCUCGUCCACAAGCGUAGAUCGCCGAGACUCGACGAAUGCACCGACAAUGUGA